Henningerozyma blattae CBS 6284 is the source of this 1710-nucleotide messenger RNA. RefSeq lists its product as uncharacterized. The coding region runs from base 1 to 1710 and encodes 569 amino acids. Gene Ontology annotation, cellular component: cytosol. Gene Ontology annotation, biological process: carbohydrate metabolic process. Gene Ontology annotation, molecular function: phosphoglucomutase activity; magnesium ion binding. Lineage: Eukaryota; Fungi; Ascomycota; Saccharomycetes; Saccharomycetales; Saccharomycetaceae. The record is from RefSeq and is a predicted model, not a curated record. The transcript has a single exon.
AUGGUAGCUGAAAUCCAAACCAUUCCAACAAAGCCAUACCAAGACCAAAAGCCAGGUACUUCUGGUUUAAGAAAGAAGACUAAGGUCUUCAUGGAUGAACCAAAUUAUACCGAGAAUUUUAUCCAAGCCAUUAUGGAUGCUAUCCCAGAAGGCUCUAAAGACGCAACUUUGGUUGUAGGUGGUGACGGUCGUUUCUAUAACGAUGUUAUCAUGAACAAAAUUGCUGCUAUUGGUGCCGCUAAUGGUGUUAAAAAAUUGAUUAUUGGUCAAAACGGUAUUUUGUCAACUCCAGCUGCUUCUCAUAUUAUUAGAACUUAUAAAGAUAAAGUUACUGGUGGUAUCAUUUUAACUGCUUCUCAUAACCCAGGUGGUCCAACUAACGAUUUAGGUAUCAAAUAUAAUUUAGGCAACGGUGCUCCAGCUCCAGAAGCUGUUACUGAUGCUAUUUGGGAAGCUUCAAAAAAAUUGACUGAUUACAAAAUUGUCAAUGAUUUCCCAGAAUUAGAUUUAGCUACUAUCGUUGAAAAUAAAAAAUACGGUAAUUUGUUGGUGGAUAUCAUCGAUAGUACUGAAGCUUAUGUUAAAUAUAUGAAGGAAAUUUUUGAUUUCCCAUUGAUUAAGAAAUUCAUUGUUUCCCAACGCGAAACCAAAAAUUGGAAGUUAUUAUUCGAUUCAUUGAACGGUGUCACUGGUCCAUAUGGUAAGGCUAUAUUUGCCGAUGAAUUCGGUUUGCCAGCUGAUGAAGUUUUGCAAAACUACGUUCCAAAACCAGAUUUCGGUGGUUUGCACCCAGAUCCAAAUUUAACUUACGCAAAAACUCUAGUUAGCAGAGUCGACAAGGAAAAAAUUGAAUUUGGUGCUGCAUCUGAUGGUGAUGGUGAUAGAAAUAUGAUUUACGGUUACGGUCCAACUUUCGUUUCUCCAGGUGAUUCUGUUGCUAUUAUUGCCGAAUAUGCCUCUGAAAUCCCUUACUUUGCUAAACAAGGUAUCUAUGGUUUAGCUCGUUCAUUCCCUACAUCUAGUGCCAUUGAUAGAGUUGCUAAAGAACAUAAUUUGAAUUGUUAUGAAGUUCCAACCGGUUGGAAAUUCUUCUGUAAAUUAUUCGAUGAAAAUAAGCUAUCUAUUUGUGGUGAAGAAUCCUUCGGUACAGGUUCUAAUCAUGUCAGAGAAAAGGAUGGUGUUUGGGCUAUUAUGGCUUGGUUGAACAUCUUGGCCAUUUACAACAAGAAACAUCCAGAAAGAGAUGCUUCUUUAAAGACAAUUCAAGAUGAAUUCUGGGCUAAGUAUGGUCGUACUUUCUUCACUCGUUACGAUUUUGAAAACAUCAAAUCUGAAACUGCUAAUGAAAUCGUUGACAUUUUAAAGAACUUUAUUUCUAAGUCAGAUGCUAUUGGUUCAGUAUUCCCAGCAGAUGAAUCCCUAAAGAUCGCAGAUUGUGGUGAUUUCUCUUAUACUGAUUUAGAUGGUUCUGUUUCUAAGAACCAAGGUUUAUUUAUCAAAUUCUCCAAUGGUGCUAGAUUAGUUUUGAGAUUAUCCGGUACUGGUUCUUCAGGUGCAACUAUUAGAAUGUAUGUGGAACAAUAUACAGAUGAUUCUAAGAAAUACCAAGAAGCUGCUGAUGAUUUCUUGAAACCAGUCAUUAAGAGUGUUCUAAAAUUCUUAAAAUUCAAGGAAAUUUUAGGCUCUGAUGAACCAACUGUCAAGACUUAA